UUCUUUUUGCCAUCGGAGACCAACCCACGAAGGAAGACGCGAGUCUCGCCUCGGGCAGCGCAGGAUGGACGGAGAAAGCGUGAGCAACGCAGCCCUGUCUACCAACUAUCUCGAUGAUUUUCUGCUGGAGUUUGACCAGGUGGUUCAGGACUUUGACAAGGGGGAGGCUUCUCAGUAUGAGCAACAUCUGGAGGAGCUGAAGAGGAGGACUCUGCCCAGCCUAUAUGACAGCGGCAUUGAUGACUCAGAAAGCAGCAGCACAUCGCCUGGCAGCAGCUUGAACACCAGUGAGGAAGACCUCAACACUCCAGUGACGACAUCCUGCUCCACCGCCAAGCUCGGAGACACCCAAGAGCUGGAGGACUUCAUUGCAGAUCUGGACAGAGUGCUGGAAGAGAUGUGAAUGGCUUCAUCCCGUUUUGCUGGCUGACGUAUUUCCUGUUGCACCUUCGCCCUGUGUGGGCAGGACAUAAGGAAUUCUCCUGGCCUGCUGUUGUACCAGACUUCCAGCCCUGAAGAACCACUGAAGUUCACCGUAUCAGUCUUCUGGUGCCUCUUACAGCAGCUGGUCCUAAUUGCAAUGGACUUCUCCUCUACAGAAAAGGAACUGGAAGUUAAUUUUGUGACCAGGCUGGCUUGGCAUUUUGACUCUUGAUCAUAAGUGAAAACCCCAUCUGCAAGCACAGCAGUGAAAGCAAGAAGACAGUAGAACUGCUUGCCACUUGCUCAAAUUCUUUUGGUUUUGCGAUUUUUAAAUCUGCAUAAUUUUAAAACAUGAACUGGCACAUGACAAUGACUAAUAGUCCUUGGGGGAAAGUUGCAAAUCCAAAGAAGGCUAUGCAGGAAGAGAAAGUGACAGCUUUCUUCAGAAGAGGCUUGAUGACAUCACAAAACCAGCCUGUUCCUCUUAAAUCAUCUCAUCAAGCAUAGAAAUUGAUAUCCCCACCCCCACCCCCCACUUCAUUUGCUCAACUUUCCUCCCCAACCCUAGCAGUUUCUUCCAAAACCAAUUCAAGUUGGCUGGGUCCCAGAGCACACACAAAACUCUUCUGUGCUGCAGCUUCUUCAUUCUCAAUAGACGGAGUAGGUUCGGUGCACCUGGAGGAAUCGUGUGUGUCUGUAUUGGGUCCCAUGUUUGUUUAUUGUGGGGGGGGCGGGGGGGGGCGGUGAGUGAUUUGUCUGUAGCUAUAUUACAGUGUAAAUAUUGUAAACUAAUAAAAUCCUCUCUCUUCAGUC
Messenger RNA from Eublepharis macularius, 1236 nucleotides. RefSeq names its product regulator of cell cycle RGCC-like. The record is from RefSeq and is a predicted model, not a curated record. Gene Ontology annotation, biological process: regulation of cell cycle. The transcript is spliced from 5 exons. Gene Ontology annotation, cellular component: cytoplasm. Bases 65 to 403 code for a protein of 112 amino acids. Gene Ontology annotation, molecular function: protein kinase binding; protein kinase activator activity. Lineage: Eukaryota; Metazoa; Chordata; Lepidosauria; Squamata; Eublepharidae.